AUGGACCAAGGAAUAACAACUUCGAUAAAAUCCAAAUUGUUCGAGAAUUUAAACUUUCUAGUUAUUGCCACUGAGAAUGAUGACAUUAAUGAAACCACAAAAGUAGUUACUUUAUUAGAGGAUAAUGGAUGCAAUUCUUGUCUCAUACAUGACACGAAAGAUGAAUCAACUACGAAUGAGUUGACAUCAUCAAAGGAUCUGAAAAAAUGGUAUAUUAAAACAUUUGGUUCGAAAAACAUUCACUUUAUAAUUUCAAAUACAUCAAAUUUUAGGUUUUAUAAGAUAGCAGAAUUUGAUUUUUUAGUCCCUAUAGUGACACCAAAAUGGGUCACUGCUUGCAUUUCCACAAGGAGACACUUGAGGACUUCUUUAUUUUCACCGAAUCCAAAUCAUUUCUUUAGAAACUUCCAAAUUUGUAUUUCAACUUACUCAAUGAAAUUUUCAGAAUAUAUUUUCUAUUCAGAAUUAAUUAAUUCAUUGGGUGGUACCAUCACGCAUGUAAUAAACAAUAAGACAACUCAUUUAAUUGCAAUUGCUAUCGAUGAUCCAGCAAUCAUAGCCAUUAAGGAAAAGGGACAAAAUAAUACUAUAAUUAAGUCUGUUUAUCCGACAUGGUUAGUUCAAUGCUUCAAAGAACGUAAAUAUAUUGAUGAAUCUCCGCAUUUAAUUACAGAAGACCAGAACAACUCUGAACAUUUGGAUGAUAUAUGGAGGUUUGUGUUAGAUGAUGUAGUAUUUUCUGAUUCCAUUAAAUACCAAUUCCUGAAGAAUAAGCGAUUCAUUCUUGCUAUGAAUCUAUCAAUGAAUAAAAACACUUAUAGCUUUUUCUUGCAAUUGAUUAAAAAUUGCGGUGGUUCAAUAGUACGCUAUAUUGAAGAAUCAGAUAUUGAGACUUGUGAUGGGAAUUGUUAUAUAGGUGACAAGAUUGGUACGAAAGAUUAUGAAUUAUCAUUAUCGAAGGGGAAUGUUGAAUUAGGUAAUUUGAUUUGGUUUUUCCACAUGUGGUCCAUUUGUGAAUUUGUUCCACCAAAUACCAAUCUUUUGUUUGAACCCUUUAAGAAAAAAAUAUUUAAAAGUAGUGAAUUGAUUCUAACAUAUACAAAUUAUUUUGGUCGUCAAAGAUCAUAUAUUCAAAGACUGACUGAGAUGUUGGGUGGUAUUAGUACCACUGAAUUAUCCAAAAGAAACACACAUUUAGUUUCAAGAAUGCCCGUAGGCAAAAAAUUCUUUCAGGCCAAAAAAUGGAAAGAUCGGUGCCAGGUUAUAAACCAUUUAUGGUUAGAAAGGACCUAUAAGACAGGGAUUAAACAAGAUCCUAACUCAUCAGAAUUUCAAGAUUUUAAAAUCGAUGAAGAUGAUAUACUUUUGACUUUAGGUCAGUAUAAUUAUAAGUUGAAACAACUAGAGGACUUACAAGCAUUAAAAGCAGAUGAUAUUAUGAAUUCCAAUAAUGGAGACAUGACUCCAAUAAAAAAUGAUGAUGAUAAUGAAGAUUAUAUAGAUACUAUAUUGUCACCGCCAAUCAAGAGCAUAUCUGUUUCUAUUACUGCUACAGAGGCAAAUAAGAAACUGCUUACGAGCUUUGAAGGGAUAUCGAGAGGAGAUGUGAUUGAUAAUCAAUUGAAAGAUGAAAUGGUUGCUUCAAAGGAAUUAAGUAAUAAGGGAAAGCGCAGCAUUGAAACUUCUGCGAACUAUUUAAAGGAAGAGAUACGAAAGAAUAAUGAUGAUGAAGACAAAAGUAGUACACAACAUAAGUAUGAAAAAGCUUUAUUUGAUAACAUCAAAGAAGCCAAAAAUGGCGUGAAUGAAGUGAUUCAACAACAAAAGGAACCCACCCCUGUGCAGUGCACAGCACAAGAUAUUGAGGAAGAGACCAAAUUAAAUAUUAAUGUACACGCUGCUAAAGAAGCCGAAAAUACAAGAACUCUAAAAUCUAAUGAGAUUGUAUUAAAACAAGAUUAUUCACAUUUAUUUGACGGACUAUCUCAAGAAGACAAUGAUAAGGACCAAUUACUGCGAACAAAUGCAAUAACGACAACGCCAAAUAUUAGUAGACAUUCUUCUAAGCUUAAGACGCCUACUGCUAUCGAAAGUAACAGGUCCAGAUCAUUUGAUACUAGUAUAGUUGCAUCUACCGAUAGUAGCGGAGGCUCUGGUAGAAGAGCAGCAAGAGCUAAAGCGGAAAAGAGAUUACAUGAAAGUAUUGAAUCAUUGAAUGAGUUUGAAAAAAAUUCGAAAAAGAAGAGAAUUGGGAAUUUAUUACCUGCUGAAAUUGCAAUUCUUGAAGAGAAAAAGCAAAACGAAAAAUUAGCUAAAGAAAUUGUAUCGAAGCUUCGGAGAGAUGGUGAAAGAGAGAAUGUGCUUCAAUUUUCCAUUAAUGCAAUUAGUACAGGUUGUCAUGAAGAUAUUGGUAUAUUAGAUUUAGAAAUAUUGAAUCAGUUUGGCAUUCGAUUGUAUCCUGAAAUAACAUCAGAUAUAAACUUUAAUACAGUUAUUGCACCUAAGAAGAUGAGAACUGCCAAAUUUUUAAAAAGUUUUAGCUUUCAUCCCUUGAAGAAUAUACUAUUAUCAACGUUUAUUGAUGAUAUUCUAAAAAACAUUCAUAUAGGGAAUAAUGACUUUUUCCAAGGAAUCACUUUAAAUGAUUAUAAGUUAAAAGAAUUCGAUAAUUCCUUGAUAGAGAAGAAGACAAGACAACCUACCAAAUUAUUUGAAAGAGCUGGUAUUGUUACAAUAAAUUUAAUGAAUGAUUUAAUAGGUGGUACAGAAAUUAUAUCUUCUAUUUUGAAAUGCCAUGGAAUAAAACAUACUAACGUUAUAAAUCAUAAGAAAUUCGGAAUUAGUGAUAUCGUAGAAAAUAAAUAUGACAAUACCAAUGACGAAGGUAACAAUACAGGAAAGAAAAGGAAGACGACGAAGAAAAGAAUAAGGUUAAAUGAUGGUAAAUUUAUUGAUUGUCCAAACUAUGUUAUAGUAGCAACGAAACCACUUCAAGCGAAGAAGUUGAAGAAAAUAAUGAAUGCUGAUGAAGAACUCUCAAAUAAGAAUGUGUUAAUUGUUGAUUGGGAUUGGUGUGUUAAUAUGAUAUUUAACCUUAGAUGUUGA
Naumovozyma dairenensis CBS 421 is the source of this 3105-nucleotide messenger RNA. RefSeq names its product Rtt107p (gene RTT107). The coding region runs from base 1 to 3105 and encodes 1034 amino acids. The record is from RefSeq and is a predicted model, not a curated record. Gene Ontology annotation, cellular component: nucleus; Cul8-RING ubiquitin ligase complex. The transcript has a single exon. NCBI's taxonomy places the organism in Eukaryota, Fungi, Ascomycota, Saccharomycetes, Saccharomycetales, Saccharomycetaceae. Gene Ontology annotation, biological process: DNA double-strand break attachment to nuclear envelope; double-strand break repair.